GUGUCGUUUUAGCAUAAAGCUCUCCAACCAAGAUAAAUGAAUUGUUAUAAUUUUUUUCCCAUUGUACCCUCAUUUUAAUCCACCAUAUACUUUCUCUUUCUAAAUAAAAUUCAUUAAUAUAAGUACUCAUUAAAUUAUUUACUUCAAAUAACUAAUUCCAUAAUUUUCUCCACAUAACUCUCUCUCUCUUCCGUUGCAUUUUUCAACUACUCCUAAAUUUUUGGAAUUAAUAUUGCUUGCUAUAGGAAUACGUACUGCUUGCAUUUUCAUUAAUGGCUAAAGGAAAACUUAUUGCUUAUUGUUUCAAUGAAUGGCUAAAGGAAAAAAUAUUCCCUCCAAUUAUUUUAAUAAAAACUUAAGUUUCCCACCGAAAAAUUAAAACCAGUAGUACAUAUAGUAUGGUUUCAUAUUAUAAGUUCAAAAUAUUUACAACUCAUAAAAUAUGGAUUUAGAUAGUGAUACAGAAACAUCAUUAACAAACCAACAUAUAUUUGAGUUAUAUGAGUUUGAUGAAGAUAACUUAGAAGAGGAGUUUGAAGCAACCAAUAAUAUUGAUGAGUCCUGUGAAGAUAACUUACAAGAGGAGGUUGAAACAAACAAUGACACAGUGUAUAUUGCAGAAAAUGUUGAAGCAGAACCUAGAGAAAAAAAGAGAUUAAGAAUCUUAAGCAAUGAAGAACGCAUGUAUAUUUAUCAUGAGCUACUACAAAAAAGCGUUGAUGGAAAAUUACGUAAAGGAGCUACAAAUGAGGUGGCUUCAUCAAAUUCGGUUCCUCUAAGAACUGUUCAACGUAUUUGGAAAAGAGCAAAAGAAAGUGAAACACGUGAUGUCUCUCAUAGGAAGACAAAAAAUUGUGGACGUAAGAGAAUUUCAAUUGAUGAGAAUCAAAUUCGUGAACUUCCUUUCAGUCAAAGAACAAACAUUCGAUCUUUAGCUUUUGCGUUGAAAACCAAUCCAACAUCGGUGUUCAGGCUUAUAAAAUCAGGGGCUAUACGGCGUAAUUCAAAUGCCAUAAAACCACUGUUGAAAGAAAAAAACAAAAUAUCUAGGUUGGAAUUUUGUUUAUCAAUGCUUGAAGGUACACCACAUGAUCCAAUGUUUAAGAGCAUGCACAAUAUUAUUCAUAUUGAUGAAAAAUGGUUUUAUAUGACUAAAAAAUCCGAGAAGUAUUAUUUGCUCCCAGAUGAAGAUGAGCCAUAUCGGACAUGUAAGAGCAAAAAUUUCAUUGCCAAAGUUAUGUUCUUAGUUGCUCAAACUCGACCACGAUUUGACUCAGAAGAAAAUGAAACUUUUUCGGGUAAAAUUGGUGUUUUUCCGUUUGUUACCCAUGAACCGGCUAUAAGGUCAAGUAUUAACAGAGUUGCGGGAACAAUGGUAACAAAAGCAAUAACUACGGUAAAUAGAGAUGUGGAUAACGCAAGGACGCAUAUAAACCAUGAUGAUCCUUUAUUCCGUGAAGCUGCCACCAAGGAUGGGUUUGAUAUUCGUUUAAUGUGUCAGCCUGCAAACUCUCCAGAUUUGAAUAUCUUAGACCUUGGUUUUUUCUCGGCUAUACAAUCAUUGCAAUACAAGGAAGCACCGAAAACUAUUGAUGAACUUAUCAGUGCAGUGGUGAAGUCAUUUGAAAAUUUUCCUUCAAUUAAGUCCAAUCGUAUAUUUGUAUCAUUGCAACUAUGCAUGAUAGAGAUCAUGAAAGAGAAAGGUUCCAAUAAAUAUAAAAUUCCUCAUGUAAAUAAGGAAAGGCUUGAAAGAGUAGGACAACUACCAAUUCAAAUUAAGUGUGAUCCAAUAUUAGUACAAGAAGUCAAAAAUUACUUAAACAUGGAGUAA
Molecule: messenger RNA, 1831 nt
Organism: Lathyrus oleraceus (garden pea)
Lineage: Eukaryota; Viridiplantae; Streptophyta; Magnoliopsida; Fabales; Fabaceae
Exons: 3
Coding region: 443-1831 (462 amino acids)
Molecular function (GO): nucleic acid binding
Source: RefSeq, a predicted model, not a curated record